Myxocyprinus asiaticus (Chinese sucker) is the source of this 1151-nucleotide messenger RNA. RefSeq names its product claudin-4-like. Gene Ontology annotation, biological process: cell adhesion; bicellular tight junction assembly. The transcript has a single exon. The record is from RefSeq and is a predicted model, not a curated record. NCBI's taxonomy places the organism in Eukaryota, Metazoa, Chordata, Actinopteri, Cypriniformes, Catostomidae. Gene Ontology annotation, cellular component: plasma membrane; bicellular tight junction. Gene Ontology annotation, molecular function: structural molecule activity. The coding region runs from base 50 to 802 and encodes 250 amino acids.
GACCAGACCAACAGCUGCUUUUGGUUUUGUCAGCACCGGCAGCUUCAACAUGGGGAGGAUUGCUAAAGAAGUGUCCGGACAGACCAUGUGCUUUAUUGGUUUUGUUGGCCUAUGCGUCUGUUGUGGUAUUCCCAUGUGGCGUGUCACUUCGUACAUUGGUGCAAACAUCGUCACAGGUCAGAUCGUCUGGGACGGAUUGUGGAUGAACUGCGUAAUGCAGAGCACAGGACAGAUGCAGUGUAAAGUUCAAGACUCAAUCAUGCGACAGACCCAGGACCUGCAAGCAGCACGUGCACUGAUCGUCAUCGCAAUAGUGGUCAGCUUCGUUGGGAUGCUUUUGACGUUUGUUGGAGGGCAGUGCAGUAGUUGCCUGAAGAAUGAAUCCUCCAUGGCCAAAGUGCUGAUCCUGGGGGGCAUUCUCUGCAUCGUAGCUGGAGUCAUCGGCCUCAUCCCAGUCUGCUGGUCUGCGAGCUACACCAUCUCCGAUUUCCAGAAUGUUCUCACCAUCGAGACCCAGAAGAGAGAGCUUGGAGCAUCCAUAUACAUUGGCUGGGGCGCCUCAGGGUUUCUUCUGUUUGGAGGGAUCAUUCUGUGUACUUCCUGUCCACCAAGACAAGAUGUGUACCCGAAUUACCCAGGCAUGUACCCCUACCAAGGGCCUGUGUACGGGCCUCCUGGAUCUUAUAUGCCUACCAAAACAUAUGCACCUAGUGCUGUAUAUACUGGAACAGGGACAUACAUUCCUAACAAACCUUAUCCAGCCCCGGGCGCUUACUCAACUGUCCCAGGACAAUAUCUUUAACAAACUGACCAUGUUUCGGACUGAUACCAUACUGCUUCCAAAUUGUAUGACAUAAUCUGUAUAAUAUCAGUGGUUUGUUCUUUAAAAUCUAUACACCCAAGAACUGUUCUAUUUAGAGACUCGCUUAGUGACAUCUUAUUCUUUGCUUGCCUUUGAAUGAAGAUGAUUUUGUUUGUUUAUGUCUCCAAUGUUGUAAUGCUAAUGACAUAUGUAUAUAGUGAUUAGGUAAUUUUUCUGUGUGUACAGCAAGCUUGUUUGAUGGAAUUAAAUAAAAAAAAUGUAUAUAUAUAUAUAUAUAUAUAUGGCAAUAUAUACACAACACAUACAUGAAAUAUGUUCAUAUAUAUAA